AUAACAUAUAUUCGUUCAAAAUCAUCAAAUUAUCUACCAUUUUCAAGCAAUUCCUAUACAUCAUUAUCAAAAUUACAAUAUACACAAAUUGAUACAGGUGUUAUAUCAAAUCAAAGUUAUGCAUCAUUUGGUUAUACAACACUAUUUGGUGAUUUUAAUAAUGAUGGAUUAUCUGAUCUGGUUAUAUCAGCACCGGAUUAUUAUAAUUUAGGUUGUUCACAAGGUGGUCGUGUUUUUAUUAUUUAUGGAAAGAAAGAUCAAUUACCAAUACCAGAACAUAAUAUUAAUAUUAUUGAACAAAUAGCUAAUCAAACAUUAAUAUCACCUGAUUGUGAUGGUGAUCGAUUUGGAACUGGUUUAACUUCACUUGAUUGGAAUAAUGAUGGAUAUAAUGAUCUUGUUGUUAGUAGUCCAUCACAUGGUUAUGGUUAUCGUGGUGCUAUAUUUAUUUUUGCUGGUAGUAAAGACGGUCUUGAAACAAAACCAUUUGUACGUAUUGAUGGUGUUAAUGAACAUGAUUCAAUUGGAUUUGAAUUACAUGCAGCACAUCUUGAUAAUGAUACUCUAUUAGAUUUAAUUAUCACAAGUCCAUAUGCUCAACCAAAUGGUUAUGAUCAACCACAGCAAGGAGCUGUUUGGAUAUUUCUUAGUUCACAUCAAAUAUCUGACCGACAAAUAACAAUAAAUAAUGCAACAUUUACAAUCUAUGGUGAAAAUGCUAAAUCAAAAUUUGGUUAUUCACUUCAAAUUAUUCCUCCAUCAUGUAUUAGUCACAAAACAUCAUCACCAGCACUUUUAAUUAGUUCACCAAUGAAUCAAGGAAAAUUAUAUGUUUAUAUUAUUGAAUCUCAAGUCCGUCUUUUAAUGACACUUGAGAGUACACAAGAACAUGCACGUUUUGGACAAAGCUUUUCUAUUCAACAAGAUAAAUGUUUAUUAGCUGUUGGUUCUCCAACAGAAUUAAAUGAUUGGUAUGGUGUUGUAGAUAUUAUUCCAUUAUAUAGUCUUUUUAAUCAAUCAAAAAUUCAUCUUAAACUUCAUGAUAUUCCAAUUCUUAUUUCAAUACAUGGUCAUAAAAUUUUUCAACGUCUUGGUACAAAUAUUCAAUGGACAGCAAAUGGUGAUUUAGCUAUAUCAGCUCCAUUAGGAAAAGAAAAAAUCUUGCCAUUAGAAUUUGAAAAAUCUGAAGGUUAUGUUUAUAUUGUUCCAUCAAAUCGAAUUCCAACUCAACCUGAUCCAAAUAUUUAUUAUAUUGAUAAAAUAAGUUCAGUUACAUAUGCUGCUCAUAAUCGUUUGAAUCGAUUUGGUACUCGUAUGAAUAUUCUUUCUUCAAGAUUUGUUUCUUAUUUAGUUAUUUCAUCACCAUUUACUACUCUCUAUGAUGAUGUUCGUUUACCUGGAAUGUUAUAUUUUCAAGAAUUAAAAUUAUAA
Adineta steineri is the source of this 1431-nucleotide messenger RNA. The record is from the annotation of a GenBank genome assembly. NCBI's taxonomy places the organism in Eukaryota, Metazoa, Rotifera, Eurotatoria, Adinetida, Adinetidae.